Messenger RNA from Scophthalmus maximus (turbot), 3198 nucleotides. It is a transcript of the gene ifnlr1, whose product is annotated as interferon lambda receptor 1. The coding region runs from base 296 to 2074 and encodes 592 amino acids. The transcript is spliced from 7 exons. Gene Ontology annotation, molecular function: protein binding. The record is from RefSeq and is a predicted model, not a curated record. Lineage: Eukaryota; Metazoa; Chordata; Actinopteri; Pleuronectiformes; Scophthalmidae.
GUACACCUACACACACCUGUGUGAAGCCACUCCUUUCCCAGGACACCUGAGAGAUGUUUGAGGACGUUGAGUUGGGAAAAUGCUCCGAAAGCCCAAAACAACUUUAAUAUUCCAUAGUUGUUUUUGACAUUUGACUCUGCUUGUUUGGCAGGAUUACAGAGAUUAAGGAUUUUUGUUUGUUUGGGUUUUUUUGGUGGUGUGUAUUUACAUUACUUUACUUAAAAAUUCUAAACACAGCAGCAGCUGAUACAGAGACGGAUUUUGAUACUUUUUGUGACCCACAUAUCAGAGGAAGAUGUGGCCUGUGCACUUCAUCAUCCUCCUGCUGUUUUGCUAUGCGUGUCUUUCAACUGGAAAUGGGAAAGUGUAUUUUGUCUCCAAGAACUUUAACAACGUGCUCCACUGGGAGCCGAUGAAACCUGCCUCCACAGGUGAAAAGUUGUUCUACAGUGUCCAGUACUGGAGUGAUGCUGGAGAGCAGUUCCUGACAAAAGAGGAGUGUCAGAACAUUACUGCUCUGACCUGUGACCUGACAGCGGAAACCCCAUCGAUUCACGACGUUCAUUACCAUGCUCAGGUGUAUGUUAACGGUCGUCUGCUUGGUCGCACCGUCACCAGGUUUAAACCUAUAGCAGACACUAUACUUGGUGCACCCAUGUUUUCUACACACACAACAGUGUCAUCCCUGUUUCUUAAUGUCACCCUGCCCUUGGGGCCAUUUGGAGUCUCCGUUGGAGACAUCAUCAGCAACAGUAAAAAUGGGCCCUCCAAAGCUGUAAUUGUUUACAUCUUAAAAAUCACUGAGCCAAAGUGGGCGACACUGGUCAAUGAAACCACAACUGGACGUUUUGUCAUCAACUUGAAGAACAACCAAACAAAGUACUGCGGCCAUGUAGUCUACAGGCCGUUUUCAGAGUGGGGCCGCCCAGUGAGUGAGAACACCUCCUUCUGUGUCACAUUAUUGCCAGGUAGUCCCUGGAUGCCUUUACCAUGGCUUUUCAUGAGCGCUGCUCUUCUGGUGGCCAUAGUCACAAUGUCAGUUGUGUGGACGUGCAACUAUGUGAAGGGUGGAAAGCACACGGACAUGCCACAAUCAUUGGUAACUACUUCUGGCACCCCGAGUAGAGCACUGCAAUCUCCAGACAGCUGUAUCAUCAUUUCCACACCGGUGGUCAGCACUCCAAGAGAUCAAACAGUGUACGCCACAAUUCAGAUGAAGCCAAAUGUGCCUUCAGACAGGGUUGGAGGUUAUUCACCCCAGGACAUCAUCUGCCAAGCCUGGCAGGGCAGCACUGGGUCCUCUGAGGGCACUGUUGCCCGCAGUCCAACCCCAAAUCCCUUGGAUGUGAGCGCCCAGUCCUCUGAAAUCUACAGUGCAGUGGCUGUUCAUGUACCUGCUGAUGAGAAUGAAGAUUUUCAGCAGGCUAGCACUGAAGAUAGAGAAACCAGUGACCUACCAUUGCCUCCCGGUGCAAAACUCUGGGAUAAAUGUGGAAACACUCCAAAGUUGAUGUCACACGGAUUACCAGCAUUACGUGACGUGGAUGCUUGUGAGAGCAAUCCAGCCAGGCCUCUGCACGUGCACACAGUACGUGAUACCAAAGGACAGCUUGUUUUGCCUUUGUUCACUCUCAAGUCAACAGCAUCACCUCUUAACCCAGAGAGAAAACCUCUUUUAUCGGACCUCAUGCACUUUAAAAAGGAGGCACUAUCCUUAGCAUCAUCGCAGAGCUUCGACAGCUCUGAGUGGUCAGACUCUGGGUGUGAUGAUUGCACAGUGAACACACCAACCCAGUCAUACUGCAGCACUCAUUACUCACCAACACAGCCAGCUGCUCCCGGUUUUCACCUGCAAUGUCAGAACACACCAUCUUGUGAAUCGGGUUACAAACAAAACUGGAUGCCCGCAAUCCUUCUCGGUGCUGCAUCCGAAGACAGUUGUGAAUACAGAAGGACAAACUACCAUUGGAAUGGUCCCAAAGAGGAGGAGGAAGGUGAAGGAGAUAUGGACAGAGGAGGGGAGAGAUCAAGGCCAAUGGUUUUGGGCAGUUGGAUGGUACAAAUUCAAGAGUAGAUUUCCACUCAUGCCUUUUCUUAUCUGGGUCGACAAAUAUCUUUGAAACAUUUUCAUUGCAGUAGCCUAUUUAACAAAAGAGGGACGAGACAGUUGAUGGGACUACAGAACUCAGCAGAUUAAUCGUUUCCCCGUUCACAAUAGUUCACAAUAUCCUCUUCUCAUGCUGAGAAUUUAGUGAUGGUCAGAAAAGUGUUUUUGCGGGACACUGUGUCAAAGUGAGGUCAACCUUUGACCUUUUGAAUAUAAAAUGUAAUGCCUUCAGGCGGCCGUGACAUAUCGAGAACAGACGGACGGCCAAUGUGAAAAAUAAUUGUUCUGGCAGAAGCAUAAAAAGUACAAUAAACAACAGCCCAAACUCUUCAAAUAUAGUCAGCAUGUGCAUGUCUGCCAUCACUAUGACGACACAUUACUGCAACUUAUUACACUCCCUAAAUACACAAACCCAGUCUGGUCACUUUGAAAUUACAAUGUGCACAAUCAGACUGAGAUUAGAUAGGAAAACAAAUCUGUUCCCUGUGUAGCUGUCCAAAGCGUUAGACACGGUCCAACUCCCAUCGUCACAUUUUGAGCUGUUUGAAAUAGGAUUAUUGACUGAAUAUCUAUUAAAAAUGAAAAUAUUCCUAUUUUUACACUCACCAACACAUGUCAGUAUUAUCAAUGAUGUAGGAAAUACAUCAAAAUGAUUGCAUCUGUACAUAAAAAAAGGAUUGUAACAUAUAAUUAUAUGUAUAUUUUGUUCAUGAACUCAUUGUUUGCGGUUCUUUCAUGGUAGGAAAACGACAUUGUAUAAAAAUAUAUUAUAAAGUUGGGGUCAGUUGGUGCAGCCUAGGCCACCCUGAUAACACCUCGGUUUUCAAAUAAUGCAAACACAAUCCCUUAUACACAACUGUAAAGUAAUAAUGUCAGGUGUGUGAUGUGAAUCACAUUACAUUGUGUCUUUACCUCUGUCUGCUGAAUGAAUGGAACUGACUGAAUGCAAUAUAAAGUUCUACCUUUGUUUUGUUGUGUAUUUAUACAGUUUUAACUUUUCACAUUACUAAAUGUUUAUGUUGGAAGGUUGACUUGCAUUCCAAGAUAUUAAACACUCCAAAAAUGCCAUUAAAUUGCAUUUAAUAAGCUGA